This is a messenger RNA of Anoplophora glabripennis (Asian longhorned beetle), 375 nucleotides long. RefSeq names its product odorant receptor Or2-like. Gene Ontology annotation, cellular component: plasma membrane. Bases 1 to 375 code for a protein of 124 amino acids. Gene Ontology annotation, molecular function: odorant binding; olfactory receptor activity. The transcript has 4 exons. The record is from RefSeq and is a predicted model, not a curated record. Gene Ontology annotation, biological process: detection of chemical stimulus involved in sensory perception of smell; sensory perception of smell. NCBI's taxonomy places the organism in Eukaryota, Metazoa, Arthropoda, Insecta, Coleoptera, Cerambycidae.
AUGCUACUAGAUUUCUUGCAGAGUUCUUUACAGUUAGCUUCUCUUGCAGUACAACUCCUUCUGAGCAAACCCACAAUAUUUAACAUAAUAAUCUACGGCCAGUUUAUAAUUUGUAUGCUGUUAAGACUAACUGUCUAUUAUUGGUACGCUAACGAAAUCAUGGUGGAGAGCAUUGAAAUUUCUUCAGCUGUUUACGAAUGCGAAUGGUAUAACGAACCACACCAAGUGAAGCAACUGAUGUCUUUAGUAAUACUAAGAGCGAAUAGACCACUUGGAUUGGAUAUAGGCCCUUUUUCCACCAUGACUUUGAAUACAUUUUUAGGCAUAAUAAAAACUACCUACUCCUACAUGACGAUGAUGAUAGUGUAUAGAUAA